Rattus norvegicus (Norway rat) is the source of this 6583-nucleotide messenger RNA. The record is from RefSeq and is a predicted model, not a curated record. NCBI's taxonomy places the organism in Eukaryota, Metazoa, Chordata, Mammalia, Rodentia, Muridae.
AUUUAAAAAAUAUAUUUUAGAAAAAUCAUUUGAAAGCCUCAACUACAGAGCACAUCAAGUGGGAGAGAGAAUGUGAGAACUUAAAAAAGACAUACCUUUCAAAAUAUAGAAUUCAGACAAACUAGGAAAAGAGGACAUUCAAGAUUUGAGGGAUGGGCUGGAGAGAUGGCUUAGUGGUUAAGAGCACUGACUGCUCUUGCAGAGGACCUGAAUUCAAUUCCCAGCAACCACAUGGUGGCUCACAACCAACUGUAAUGGGAUCUGAUGCCCUCUUCUGGUGUGUCUGAAGAUAGCUACAGUCUACUCAUAUAAAUAAAAUGAAUAAAUCUUUUUUAAAAAAGAUUUGGGGGACAGCACUGAAUGGGGGACAACCAUUUCUAUCACUGCCAUACCCAAGUCAAGAGAAUAAAGUUUAAAUGUGUAGAACGAUGAAAUGCUAGGAGAAAACUUCCCUAGCUUCAGAAAGGCAUGGACAUGAGCAGAAAGAACCCUCAUCGUUACACAGCCACAGUUACUGUCAAAAAGACAGAAGAGCACUGGGGCUUUAGCUCAGAGUGCCUGGUUAGCAUACAUAAGGCUCGGGGUUAAAUCCCCAGGACAGCAGCAACGAUAACCAAUCAAUAAACAGCUAAAUACAUGACAGAAAAGAGCUGCAAAAUCUGCAAAGCGCUAAAUCACAUUUAAUAGAAGCCUGGUUAGAGUAAGAGGAAAUUUCUCAGCAAAAGCCCUAUAGGCAAGGAGAGCUCAGAAUGACAUAUUUCAAGUCCUGAAAGAAAACAACUGCCAAUCAGGAUCACUAUACUCAGCAAAGCUAUCCUUCAGAAAUGAAGGGGAAACAAAGAACUUCCAAGAUAAGCAAAAACUGAGGAAAGUGGGGACUAGCAACCCCACCUUACAAUGGGGUAUUCAGAAGUGAAAGAAAGAUAUCAUCCUGACAGUAUGCUAAAACAGUAAUAUUAAUAGAAGAGACACAAAAGAGAAACCAAAGGAUCAAAUAUUGUCCAUAUAAGUAACCAUCACAUCGGGAAGAUGUGUUGGAGGGAAACAAAAAGUAUCUAAAGCAGCUAGAGUAAAACCAACAAGGCGGCAACCUGGAUCUUUCAGUGAAACCUUUGAGUGAAAGCAACAAAAUUCCCCAAACAAAACAUAGAGGGUAGUGAGCACCAUAGUGUAUGCCUAUGCACACACUUCCAGGAGUCAAGAGGCCCAGGCAGGAGGACUGUGAGUUCAGAGCUAUCCUGCUACAUAGUGAGUUUGAGGCUAGCUACAUGAUGAGACCCUGUCUCAAAACAACAAAGAUUAAAAAAAAAAUCGAAAAACAAACAAAACAACAUCAAAAGAAAGAAAGCUCACCAGCAUCUGCUGCUUCUAAGAAGCCCUAACACCAGUAAAGGCAAACAACAGUUAGUGAGAGAACGAAAACGACUUCAAGCGAAUGGACGUGGGGGAAGAUUAAGAUGAGUAGACUUAAAAGGGGGAUGUUUAUGGUCCUAGCCACUACACCUAGUCUGAAAAGUAUUUUUAUUUAAGUGUCUCCACGUGUGUGCCCCCCAUGUGUGUGGGUACUCACAGAGAACAGCAGGUACCAAAUUCUCUGGAGCUGGAUUACAAAUGUUUGUGAGCCACCUGAUGUAGGUGCUGAGAACUGAACUCGAGUCCUCUGGACGAACAGCAACAAACAUUCUUACUCUUAACCGCCGAGCCUUUUCUCCAGCCCCAGUAACACUUUAAGUGGUUCGUCGCUUUCUUUUUUCAUCCGUUUACUCAAGAUGACUUGGAGUCCCAAAGAUCAAAAGUUCUGGAAAAGUCAGUAUUUAGUCUUGGUCCUUCGUGUGUACUCAAUACCGAAGAGAAAAUAUAUGUGCUUAAUCCAUCUCUUUUUUAAAAUGAAUUGUGGCAAGAACAGUGUGAGAGACACGAAGGCCCGCUAGGAGACAUUGGCAUGUCUCUAAAAUGGGACAGAGAGUGGAGUGGAGAAUUUGGGUGAAAUGAAGGUCUAGUAUGUGUUGAGUAGUGCGCUAAAUACGGCUUCAUUCUUUGUCUUAUUUAGACCUUUCCAAACUCCACAGCAGUAUGUACUAAAAAUUGAUCAAAGGGGCUGAAUAUGUAACUUGGUAGAGUGCUUGCCGGGCAUCCUAAAGGACUAGGUUCCCUUCCCAACACUGUAUACAUGGGGUGUGGUGGUGUAUGUCUAUAAUCCCAACACUCAGGAUGUGGAGGCACAAGGAUGAGAAGUUCAAGGUUAGCCUUGGCUGUACCUCGUGGGAUGUUUAAAGUUAACCUGGCCUACUUGAGACACUAUUUUUAAGACAGACAAAAAAUCAAGCACACACAUAAAAACUAAGUUAGGAUAAGAGUUAGGGAAGCCUGAACUCACAGUCCGGUCUACCUGGUCUCUUAACAUUGUGGCCUGUCCUCUGUGUGCAUUCGCGCGCAGGCCCCUCCCCCGGCGCUCCAGUGACGUCAUCACGCGCAGCCGUGCGGGCGCCCUCGGGGCUUUUAAAUGGGGCCUUCCUAGGCGGGAAGCAGCGAGUUCAGCAAAGCGUGUGUGGAAGUGUCGGCUUUUCUCGGGGCCGGAGCCGCUUGGGACCCUGAGUUGAAUGUAGAUUCUAGGAAGGAUCCAAUCCUCACUCUCUGGAAACCUUCACUUCCAGGCUGAAGUAAUUGUGGGCUAGAGUGAAGGAGAGUUCUAGGAAGAUGAGCUCUGGCAUAACCAUGAGUGAACCAAGGCUGAACUGGGAUGUUACACCCAAAAAUGGCCUUAAAGUCUUUUUCUCUCCAGAAAAUUAUAAAGAUCAUUCCAUGGCUCCAAGUUUAAAAGAACUCUAUAUUUUGUCCAACAGACGUAUAGGAGAAAAUGUGAGUGUCUCAGCAAAUUCUGUAGAAAAUGAGCCUGCAGUUAGUUCAGCAACUCAAGCAAAGGAAAAAGUUGGGAUGAUUCUCCUUCCCAAACCAAGAGUUCCUUAUCCUCGUUUCUCUCGGUUCUCACAGAGAGAGCAGAGGACUUUUGUGGAUUUGUUGGUUAAAUAUGCAAAGAUCCCCUCAAGUUCCAAGACUGUUGGAACAAAUACAAAUGAAUUUCUACAGUAUCUGGAUAUGAAAAAACAUGUGAAUGAAGAAGUUAAUGAAUUCCUAAAGUUUUUACAGAAUUCUGCAAAGAAAUGUGCACAGGAUUAUAACAUGCUCUCUGAUGAGGCCCGUCUCUUCACGGAGCAAAUCCUAAGAGCUUGCAUUGAGCAAGUGAAAAAGUACCCAGAAUUUUAUACGCUUCAUGAAGUUACCAGCCUAAUGGGAUUCUUCCCCUUCAAAAUAGAGAUGGGACUGAAGUUAGAAAAGACUCUUCUUGUUUUGGGCAGUGCAAAGUUUGUAAAAACAGCAUUUCCCUCGAUGCCUGUGAAACUGCAGCUCUCCAAAGAGGACAUGUCUUCCAUUGAGAACCCACAGCAACAAGCCGAAGCGAUGCACUGCGAUAUUAGUAAAGACCCGAAUGCAGAGAAACUUGUUUCAAGAUACCAUCCUCAGAUCGCUCUGACUAGCCAAGCAUUAUUCACCUUGCUCAAUAACCAUGGACCAAGCUACAAGGAGCAGUGGGAGAUCCCAGUGUGUGUUCAGAUGAUAGCUGUGGAAGGUUCCAAACCAGUUAAAGUAAUUUAUAUCAAUUCGCCACUUCCCCGAAAGCAAAUGACAAUGAGAGAAAGAAAUCAAAUCUUCCAUGAAGUUCCAUUAAAACAUAUAUUCUCAAAAACCACAUCUGUUCCAGUCUCUGCUGUCUUUAUGGACAAACCUGAAGAGUACACCUCUGAGGUGGAUAUAUCCACUGAAGCUAGUGAGUGCCGAAAAAUUGAGACUCUGGAAAAUUUGGAUCUGGACUUUGAUGGUGAUGUCACAGAACUUGAAACCUUUGGAGUAACUACUACUAGUCCAUCCAGGUCACCAAGUUCAGAAAGUGACUCCUCUGCACCCAUCAUGACAGAUGUCCACACAGCCCCCAAAGUAACAGCUAUACCUGUGGCACCAGCUGCUCCUGUGACACCAGCUGCUCCUGUGGCACCAGUUGUUGCUCCUGUGGCACCAGUUGUUGCUCCUGUGGCACCAGCUGCUCCUGUAACACCAGUUACACCUGAGGCAUCAGCUAUACCAAACAUUACUGAUGAUUCUAGAAGUUUAUGUCAGAUUCUGAUGAAACAGUUACAGAAGGAGAAACAGCUAUUCUCUGGUGUGGAAAGUGGUCCUGAAGCAUGCAAAAAUAAAGAUGAUCAAGGGCUUGAACCAUGUGCUGAAGAGGGUCCCAGUGCCAAUGCAAAGUCUUUAACACAAGACAGUGAAGUCCACAGAACUGAGGAAAUUUCUAAUGAGAGUGAUGUAGGUGCGCUGUGUACCAGUGAUGAAAGACAAAGUGUUCAGAAGAACGCAGACAAUCCCAACGAAACAGCCACUGCAUCAGAAACAGCUGACACUGAGAAAGGGAUACCUUGUGGCAGUGAUACAGAUGAGGACUGCUUAAUCAUUGAUACAGAGAGUAAAAGUAAUAGUGAUGGAAGGACAGCUGGUUUGGGUUCUAGUCCAAAUUCUUCAGCACAGGCUUCUGUGGAAAACCAGACCACUACUACUGUUUCUGAGGAAUCUUGUGUUUUAAAGAAACCUAUCAAAAGAGUCUAUAAAAAAUUUGAUCCAGUUGGAGAAAUUCUAAAAAUGCAGGAUGAGCUUUUAAAACCAGUUUCCAGGACAAUACCUGAGUUGCCCUUGACUAAUUCAGAAGAAUCUAAACAGCCAUCUGCUUCUGAGCAACCCUCUGCUACUUUGGACGCCUCCACCUGGCCAAAAUCCAGUUGGCCCUCUGCAUUUCAGAAGCCUAAAGGACGAUUGCCAUAUGAACUUCAAGACUAUGUGGAAGACACAUCAGAAUAUGUAGCUCCUCAAGAAGGAAACUUUGUCUAUAAGUUGUUCAGCCUACAAGACCUGUUGUUACUUGUGCGGUGCAGUGUCCAGAGGGUAGAGACAAGACCACGCUCCAAAAAACGGAAGAAGAUCAGAAGACAAUUUCCAGUUUACGUGCUACCAAAAGUAGAGUAUCAAGGUUGUUAUGGAGUUGAAGCUCUGACUGAAAGCGAGCUCUGUCGCUUCUGGACUGAAAGUUUAUUGCAUUCCAACUGCUCGUUUUAUGUUGGUCAUAUUGAUGCGUUUACUUCAAAGCUUUUCAUGCUAGAAGAAAUCACCUCAGAAGAAUUAAAAGAAAAACUUGCAGCACUCAAGAUUUCAAGUUUAUUUAACAUUCUCCAGCACAUUUUAAAGAAAUUAUGUAGCUUGCAGGAAGGGUCCUACUUGCUGUCUCACGCAGCAGAAGAUUCUUCACUCCUGAUCUACAAGACCUCAGAUGGAAAAGUUACUAGAACAGCGUAUAAUUUGCAUAAGGCACAUUGUGACCUUCCUGGUGUACCCUCCAGUCUCUCGGUUCCUUGGGUCCCAUUAGAUCCCAGUUACCUGUUACCAUAUCACAUCCAUCAUGGACGAAUACCUUGUACUUUUCCACCUAAAUCACUGCGCCCUGCAGCACAACCAAAGGUUGGUGCGACAAGAAUGCCUACCCGGAACCACAGGAAUCCAGUUUCCAGGGAAACCAAAAGCAGUUGCCUGCCUGUUCAGCAAGUUGAAAAUGAAGGAGUGGCUCAGAAUAAAAGGAAAAUAAUGUAAGGGCUGGACCACCGAAAGUAAAGUUUCAGAAAACUCAGUUAUAACAGUGUUUAAUGUUGAACUUUAAGGGAAACAUGCCCAAAAGACCGGCUAGCAAGAAUGUUUCUCCUCGCUAUCCUGGAGUUCUUACAAAGUGCCUUGGAAACCUACUGACUGCGGGAAGAGCAGUGACAGCAGAAGUUAGUCACUCCUCAGCUCUGGUGCAUGGAGAAUCUAGAAUGCUCCAUUGGCAAGGUAGCAAACUGAAUAAGAAAAAUAUUUUUAUAGCAUUCUUUUCUAAAAUCAUAGGUAGGAAAAUCACUUGCUAUUUUAGGAACAGUCAUAUAUUAUAUUAUCAAUUUGAUUAUAUUGCUACUCAAAUGAGACUGGCCUAAACAGUUAAAUAUCGCCAAUGUUAGAGACAGCUGUGUGCAUUGCUUAUGACCCAUUUUUGUCAGUAGUAAAACUGCUGUUGAUGUGUUUGAAAACCUGUUGAAAUUCCUUUGUGGACACCAGAAAUGAAAACAAGAAAAAUUCUCAUCUCUGAAAAGUGGCAAAUUAAUAUUUUCCUGCUAGGCAACCAUCCUUGUGUUUUAUACAAACAUAAAGCGUUCUGUGGUGUGACAGCUUUGGUGACAGCAUCUCUACUGCUUUGUACAAAUCCCAUGUAAAUGUGGUGAAACACUUCAAAAGCAGAGACAGCAUGAGGAUGCAGGCAUUCCAGGGAAUACACUCCAUCAUUCUAUCAGACAUGCUGAAGGUGCCAUUAAGCCUAGGAUUUUAUCUUUUUUUUUUAUGUUAAUUCAGAAAGCAGCAUCAGCAGUGAGGUGUGACCAGUUUGGAUUUGAGGGGACAGAUAGACUUACUAUUUGUUACCUGUUUUUUAAUAAACACUAAAAGCAUCAGAAAUGUA